This is a messenger RNA of Sorghum bicolor (sorghum), 866 nucleotides long. RefSeq lists its product as uncharacterized. The record is from RefSeq and is a predicted model, not a curated record. The transcript is spliced from 2 exons. NCBI's taxonomy places the organism in Eukaryota, Viridiplantae, Streptophyta, Magnoliopsida, Poales, Poaceae. The coding region runs from base 72 to 581 and encodes 169 amino acids.
CAACAAAACUCCAACAUCAAGAAGCUCCGAUCCCGGCAUCUAGAGCGGCCACAGCAACAGCAGCAAAGGCAAUGGAUCCGCACGGGGAAAAGGAGGAGAACAACUGCCAAGAAUCGGCUUCGGCGGCGGAUCAGCGCGAAGAGACUGCGGCGGCGGAGGGCGAGGACACGUCGUCCGAGGAAUCCAUGGAUCAGCGCGAGGAGGACGGGUAUAAAGCCGACGAUUCGACGGGCCUGCUCGAGGACGACGUGGUGGGCUCUGAAGCAGCCUCGCCGCCGCCACCCUUUGCGCACCCGUGGUCGCUGCUCCGCGCCUGCGCUGGCUGCCUGGGCCUGCUCGGCUGUUGCCGUGACCAGAAGCCGUCGGCUGCCGUUGCUGCUGCAACUGAAGCCGCCACAGUGACGGCGGCGCAGGCGAGAUCGUCCGAAGAAAAAGAGUCCGGCGGCGAGGAGGCGGCGAAGGAUAACGGUUUCUACAUGCAGGAGGUGAUCACCCGCGUGUGGGCGGUGGCGGUGAGGACGCCGCGGCCACCGGACCACGCGAGAGAAGGGAGCGGUGGUCAUGGAGGCGCACACCACUAGGACUCUGACUCGCGCAUGGGUUUUCUACAUGCAUCUAUCUUGGCUCACGGCGACUGCGUUGCGCCUGCAUAAAAGUAUUUUGCCCGUCAGAGAUGCAUGAGAGAUCUACGGCUGUCUAUAGCACGCCUUCAAACUUGGUACAAAUGUGCCUGUGCUUGUGGCUCUGAAGUCUGAUGUGCAAUUUACGUAGGCUUCUCUGAUGUGAACUUCAAACAAGACUAUUCGAAGUAGUGAUUUGUGGUACGGUGUUUAAGACGUUAUUAUUAUAUAAGCUGCAGCACCCAG